Molecule: messenger RNA, 341 nt
Organism: Dibothriocephalus latus
Lineage: Eukaryota; Metazoa; Platyhelminthes; Cestoda; Diphyllobothriidea; Diphyllobothriidae
Source: the annotation of a GenBank genome assembly
GCUUCAUACAGUUACUGUGUGACUCUAGCAAGAGGCUGCUACAACUGCUUCCCCACCAACUUGAGGCUUUUAUCGCAGUACCCCUCCUGACGAGCCCUGCCCAUCGCCGCGGAGGAAACGCAAUAUCUGCUAGCCGCAGCGAUGAGGACGCGGCCACGACCAGGCGAACCACACCUCGCAUACUCGGUGUCGCUGCAGGCGGUGCCGCGGAACAGGGUCUCACUGGUCCCUCCGAGGUUGCCUUCCUUGCUCGCCUCCUUAUCGCCCUGCAGUUGGACUUUCUCUCCUUCUUGCGUACAGGUACGUUGUCGAGCCUACCGUAUUUUUUUUGUGGAUUAUAA